AUGACAAUGUUGCAGUUGUCACUGAUAAGGAAGGAAAUUCAUAGGCAACUCGAAUUUUUGGUGCAAUCACGCAAGAGUUGGGACAGGUGA
Messenger RNA from Linum tenue, 90 nucleotides. The record is from the annotation of a GenBank genome assembly. Lineage: Eukaryota; Viridiplantae; Streptophyta; Magnoliopsida; Malpighiales; Linaceae.